Messenger RNA from Formica exsecta, 3250 nucleotides. RefSeq names its product glutamyl aminopeptidase-like. Gene Ontology annotation, biological process: proteolysis; peptide catabolic process. The transcript has 15 exons. The record is from RefSeq and is a predicted model, not a curated record. Gene Ontology annotation, cellular component: cytoplasm. Gene Ontology annotation, molecular function: peptide binding; metalloaminopeptidase activity; zinc ion binding. NCBI's taxonomy places the organism in Eukaryota, Metazoa, Arthropoda, Insecta, Hymenoptera, Formicidae. The coding region runs from base 163 to 3135 and encodes 990 amino acids.
CACAAGUUUAAAGUCUCGUGAAACAUCUUAGAGAUAACUUGGUCUUUAAAGUAUCGUGGAUAAAUAAUUGUUUCACGUCAUAUACUCUUUAUUGUGAUAGAUCUAUUGCAUUUGUAUGACGUGGCAACCUUAUGUAUUUAUAUAUCUUUACGUAUUUAUUUGAUGUCUGUUAUUUCGACAUUGUUAGUCCUCGAUCAUCUCUUGAAGCGGGAAAGUUAUUACAGAUACCACAAUAUUGAUAUGGCAUUUCUAAGACUGUUAUUUUAUGGCGGUCUCAUAUUUAUCACCGCGAUAGCUUUUCCUAUCGAUGAAAAUCCGAGAAGAUCCUUGAUUGGAUUAAAUUAUCAUUUUGAUAAUGUCGUGCCGGCACAUUACGAUGUCAAGCUAAUAGCACAUUUUAAAGAAGAUCAAGAAAGAGAUGAAAUAUUUGAAUCGUAUAAAACAGAUAUAGAAAAGUAUCAAGUAAAAGGUAGCAUCGUCUUCUACGGCGAAUUGAAAGUUGCUAUCAAUAUUUUUCAUUCAACUAAAAAAAUAAGAUUAAGUUCAAUGAAAUCAAUACACCAUUUAUACGGAGAUUUAAUGAAAAAGGAUACUAUGGUUGUUAAAUAUUUAGUAGACAGUUUUAAAUAUGAAGCUGCAACACGAACUUGCGUUCUUCAUUUCAAUGUUGAGUUACCAUGUGGAAGUUACAUACUGAAUAUAAAAUUUCUCAAUGCAAUUAAUAACACAGAAAACAUUAUAAUUCCUUUGAAGAAUGGACUCCAAAAUGAAUCUGUACAAUAUGCGUGGUCGGAAGCAACACAUUUUCAGGGGAUUGGAGCCCGACAAUUAUUUCCAUGUUGGGACAAGCCAACAAUGAAGGCCACAUUCAAUAUUUCCAUAAAGCAUCAUCGUAAAUACAAAGUUUUUUCAAAUAUGCCGAUACAAAAAGAGGAAAUAUAUAAACAAUAUAAAACGGAAACACAUAUGAACUGGACAUACUUUAACGUCACUCCUGCAAUAUCCACUCAUACCGUGAUGCUUGUGAUCACGCCAAUAACUACUCUUGACCAUUUUCGCAUGGGUAAUAUCAUUAUAUGGUAUAGACCUGGACUGUACUGGCAUAUUAAAUAUGCUCAAAAAAUUGCACAUAUAAUAAUGUUACAAAUGGAAAUCAAAUGGGGAAACUUAAAGAUUCCAAUAGUGCAAUUUGUCGCAAUUUGUGGUUUGCUAUACGAAAAUCAGAACUGGGGACUAGUGUUAAAUAGAGAAACAAAUAUUAUGUACGAUAAAAAUCUACAUUCUGUUGCGCAUAAAAUAAAUAUCGCGCGGUUGAUAGGACGAGAAAUAACAUAUCAAUGGUUUGGUAAUUUAGUCGAUCCAUUAUGGUUAAUCGAUGGCCUUAGUAUGUUGUUUGGGAUAGAUACCCUUAAUUCUAUCGAGGAUUAUAGACAUUCCGAAAUGUUAGAUUUAUUUAUAGUGCAGGUUCAAUUUGAUUCUCUUCGUUUGGACACUCUUCCUUUCAUAAAGCCUGUUAUAGCGGAAGAUAAUCACUCCGAAAUUUCUUUUUUUUCCCAUUAUAUUAAAGCACCAUUAAUAUUGCGUAUGCUGCAGUACCUAAUUACCGAUGAAGUGUUUCGGGAAAGUGUUUACUUAUAUCUUCAUAAACAUGUGCUUAAUUCGACAACUCCCGAUGAUUUCUGGACCGUUAUGAAAACUGCUAUAGAUGAAGCAUAUGAUAAUCCCUAUAUUGAAGAAUACAUGCCUCCUUUAAAAACGAUGGUGUAUAAUUGUUGGAUCAGUUGUAUCGGUUAUCCUGUGUUAGAAAUAACGCGAGAUUAUUAUAAAAAUAGUAUGAAAAUAGCAAUAUACAAGAAUAUAAAAAAUUGCGAUACAUUUGAAGAUCUUUUCUGGAUACCUGUGACUUAUACUACGCAGAAUGAAACAAACUUUAGGAAUCUUAAACAUCCACUUUAUGACCAAAGAUUAAUAGUUAUGCGGUCAGACAAGCCGUCUAAACACGUUAUUAUAAAUGAAACUGGUUGGGUGAUAUUCAAUUUACAACAAGCUGGAUACUAUCGCGUUAAUUAUGAUCCCGAAAACUGGCAAAAAAUUGCAAAAUAUUUGAAUUCUAAAGAAUUUACGAAAAUACAUGUUCUUAAUCGUGCUAAAAUUAUCGACGACGCAUUUUAUUUUAUGGUAAAGCACCAACUCGAUUCUUCUAUAUUCUGGAAAUUAACAAACUAUCUUACACGAGAGACAAAUUAUAUAGCUUGGUAUCCUAUGAUUAAAGUUUUUGAAUACAUGUCGAGCGUCUUUCCACUUCCAAAUGAAGGAGUCCAAAAUAUUAAGGACAAAAUAACAAGAAUGUUGCGCUUUCUAUUGCGGAACAUAAAUUACGAAGAAGAUUCUGAGGAAAAUGAUCUUACUAAAUGUUUAAGGCAAGAAGCCAUUAAAUGGGCAUGUAUUCUUAAUGAUUUGAACUGUCAGAUGGUAGCUCAUGAUAGAUUGUUAGAGCGUAUUCAAAUGCUGAAAACAAAUAAACUUUUGCCAUGGUGGGAAGAAUGGAUAUACUGUAAAGGUUUAAUGUUAGCAAACAGUCUAGUGAUUUGGCAAGGUGUCAUAAACAUUUCAACUUUAGAGAACAAAGGAGACAGAUUUUCAGAAUUUUUAGCUUGCGCUCCAAGUAAUUUCAUAAACAAAUCUUUAGAAAUUCUAUUCGAAGAUAAUGAAUAUUUGAAUUCAAUGGAAGUCAGAAGACGUAUUAAUAGUUUUUGUUUAAUUAUUGCAAAGCAUGCAAAACACCAUAAUGUGCUUUCAAAUAUAUUAAAAAAUUUCUAUACAUUGAAGCCACGGGGUACGGAUGGGAUUGCACUAUUUAUUGCUAUUGUUAAUCAUGUGUACUCUAAGGAACAAUUAGACAAGAUUAGAGAAAAUAUGAGAAAUAUCAUUGAGGCAGAAGUGUACAGAAUUCAUUAUAAACGUAUAUGCAAGAAAAUCUUUAGAUGUUUUUUAGAGGAUACAGUUAUUGAACAACAUUUUCGCAUGUAUAAGGAUAUUGUGGAACAAUGGAUGUUGUAUGCUGAACGCAAACUACAAAUGCGCUUGUUUGAAAUUGAGAGGCAGAUAAGCUAUCUUCAGACUUUUUUAGAAUAAAAAUGUUGAAUGUGAAUAGCUACAAUCACAGCAAAAAGUUUUAAGCGAUGAUUCUAAUAAGUACAUAUAUAUAAUAGAUAUUUAUAGAUAUAUAGAACAUAUAGAUUUAUGUAUG